AUGCUGAGGGAACGGGCUGUUGACUUCGAGGUCUGGGUUGAUGAUCUGCAGCUUUUCCUACAGUGCGAUAGGAAAGACGAUCUCUCACUGUUCCAUCUCGCAUCUGGCGCCUCUACUGCCCCUGCUGCCGAUGCUGACAGCACUGUUCGCUCACAGUGGGCCACACGCGAUUCUGCUGCCCGUCUUGCUGUGCGUAGUCACUUGCCGUCCUCUGAGCGCACGCACUUUAGUCAGUGCAAGAGUGCUAAGACCUUGGACCACUUCCUCUCUGUUUGCCCCACCACACUCACCGCUGACCUCCUCGAGGAGUGCCUCCUGGCAGCUGAGAAGAGUUUAGUCACUGUAGGAGCCUCUCGUGGUGACCCUCGUGCCCCCUUCUUUGAGGGGUGCUCCCCCUCCCCGCUUUUGCCCUCUGUUACCUCUGCUGCUGCCGUCAAAUUCGUUGGCACCGAGUCGGUCGGCGCUGCGUCUGCCCCUAGCGGGAGACGCCGCACCGGCAAGGGCAAAGGGGGCAAGGGCGCUGGAGGGGCUGGCGGGGGCGGUGGAGGUGGAGGCGGAGGCGGCGGCGGGAGUGGGGGUGGUGGUUGGAGUGGUGGCGGGGGUGGGGGCUUUGGUGGCAGCGGUGGAGGCGGAGGCGGCGGCGGAGGUGGCGGUGGGAGCGGAGGAGGAGGCGGUGGCGGCAGUGGCGGAGGUGGCGGCGGCGGAGGUGGAGCAGGUCGGGGUGGCUUCGGUGGCGGUCAGCGCCUGCAACAACAGCGCAUUCGUGAGACCCCGCCCCCCCAGCAGCUUCGUGAGUGGUACGCUGCGCGUCAGCAGGGUGGGGGUGCUGGUCCUUGUGCCUACGUCCUGUUGGGGGUUGCUAUCUUUGAUGUGGACUAUGAUGCUAUUCUUGCUGCCAUGUAUGUUGUGUCUACUAGUGAUGAGGGUGACUGUUACCUGUGUGUUCCGCCUGACCCGAGCAUUGAGGCUGCUGCUCUAGGUGCUGGUGACGCUGCUGCUCUAGGUGCUAGUGCCUCUACUGCCCCAGGUGCUGGUGAGUCUGCUCUCUCAGGUACCACGUCGGCUCAGGCCUUCCACACCUUCACCCUUGACUCGGGUGCUUCUCGCUCCUUCUUUCGAGACCGCACCACGCUUACGCCGCUUAGUUGGCCAGUUGCGGUCUCCCUGGCGGACCCCUCUAGGGGUGCCGUCCUUGCCCACUUCUCCACUGUCUUACCGAGUCCGGCGGCCCCCUCCAGCACCCUGUCAGGUCUCUACCUCCCCUCGUUCUCUACGAACUUGGUGAGUGGUUCUGAUCUACAGGAUGGGGGGGUUGACCAGUUCACUCCUGCGAGUCAGCAGGUGACCCACUGUAUGUGUGCUCGGACAGGCCGACACUUGGCCACGUUUACCCGUCAGCCGGGGUCGAGCCUGUACACACUGACCACUGAUUCUUCUCCGGUCGCUGAUUCAGGUCAGGUGGCUGUGUCCGGUCAGGUGUUUGCUACAGCGUCCAGGUCUGGUCAUGAGUCUGCUCCCUGCUCGUGUCGUGAGCUUCUGGACCAGGCAAGCUCCAAGACCAUGCAAGGUCCUUGUCGCAAGUUUACAAAGCUCGGACGGGAGUGUACAUAA
Closterium sp. NIES-65 is the source of this 1611-nucleotide messenger RNA. The record is from the annotation of a GenBank genome assembly. NCBI's taxonomy places the organism in Eukaryota, Viridiplantae, Streptophyta, Zygnematophyceae, Desmidiales, Closteriaceae.